AAGACCCACGAAGAAGAAGCGAGCCGGCGGUGGGCGGGCCGUUGAAGAAAGAGUAGCUAGCUGUUAGCCGCUAACCCCCCCCGGUGCUGCUUGCAGGAUUUGCUCCACGUCUGUGCUUCAACAUGGUCCAACUAGUGGGUUCCCUCCGGAGAGAGCUGGCCGACGCCCUGUCCAGCUCCAAGGUUCUGGUGGUGGGAGCGGGAGGCAUCGGCUGCGAGCUGCUGAAGAACCUGGUCCUCACCGGCUUCAAGAACAUCGAUGUGAUCGACCUGGACACCAUCGAUGUGAGCAACCUGAACCGCCAGUUCCUCUUCCAGAAGAAGCACGUUGGCAAGUCCAAAGCGCAGGUGGCAAAGGAGAGCGCCCUGCAGUUCUGCCCCAGUGCAAACAUCACAGCCUACCACGACAGCAUCAUGAACCCGGAUUACAACGUGGAGUUCUUUAGGAAGUUCGUGUUGGUGAUGAACGCUCUGGACAACAGAGCUGCCCGUAACCACGUUAACAGGAUGUGCCUGGCAGCGGACAUCCCUUUGAUAGAGAGCGGCACCGCAGGCUACCUGGGUCAGGUCACAGUCAUCAGAAAGGGAGUGACCGAGUGCUACGAGUGCCAACCAAAGCCGACCCAGAAGACCUUCCCAGGAUGCACCAUCAGAAACACGCCAUCUGAACCCAUUCACUGCAUCGUCUGGGCCAAGUACCUCUUCAACCAGCUGUUUGGAGAAGAAGACGCCGACCAAGAAGUCUCACCAGACACGGCCGACCCGGAGGCUGCAUGGAAUCCUGAAGAGACGGCGGCUCGCGCCUCGGCCUCGGAGAAGGACGGCGACAUCAGGCGGGUUUCCACCAAAGACUGGGCCCGCUCCACCGGAUACGACCCCGUCAAACUGUUCAACAAGCUCUUCAAAGACGACAUCAUGUACCUGCUGACCAUGGACAAGCUGUGGAAGAAGAGGAAAGCUCCCGCUCCUCUGGACUGGCAGCAGCUGCAGGACAGCGCACAACCUCAGGAGGAGAGUCCAGCAUCUUCGGGGUUGAAGGACCAGCAGGUUCUGGACGUUUGGGGCUACUGCCAGCUGUUCAGGCACAGCGUGGAAACGCUGCGCUCUCUGCUGCAGGAGAAAGGCGAGAGCGCCGAGCUCGUCUGGGACAAGGACGACCCUCCAGCCAUGGACUUUGUGACUGCAGCAGCAAACCUGCGAAUGAACAUCUUCAGCAUGAACAUGAAGAGCCGCUUCGACGUGAAGUCCAUGGCAGGAAACAUCAUCCCAGCAAUCGCCACAACCAACGCCAUUAUUGCAGGACUGAUUGUGCUGGAGGGACUGAAGAUCCUCUCUGGAGAGCUGGAAUCCUGCCGCACGAUCUUCCUGAACAAAUGUCCGAACCUCAGGAAGAAGCUGCUGGUGCCGUGUAUUCUGGACAAGCCCAGUCCGAACUGCUACGUCUGUGCCAGCAAACCAGAGGUGACGGUGAAGGUCAACGUUCAGAAGACGACGGUUCUGUCUUUGCAGGACAAGAUCCUGAAGGAACGGUUCGGCAUGGUCGCUCCAGAUGUUCAGAUAGAAGACGGCAAAGGAACCAUCCUCAUUUCCUCAGAGGAAGGAGAGACAGAAGCCAACAACAACAAGUUCCUCUCUGACUUCGGGAUUCGUAACGGCAGCCGUCUCCAAGUCGACGACUUCCUCCAGGACUACACGCUCCUCGUCAACGUUCUGCACACCGAGGAGCUGGAGCGAGAUGUGGAGUUUGAGGUGGUGGGCGAGGCUCCAGACAAAGCUCCUCCCCCUCAGAGCAACCAGGAGGAAGUUAACAGCAUCACCAACGGCAACAAAGACUCCGCCCAGCCGUCCACGUCUUCUAAAGCUGCAGCGGACGAUAACGACGUCAUGAUAGUCGACUCUGACGAGGAGGUGGGGACAGCGUCCAGCUCCGUGGCGGCGGCGACCAGCGGCACCAAGAGGAAGCACCCGGACUCUGAGACCGGCGAAAGCACCACCAAGCGGGCCCGGACGGACCAAUCAGCCGCCGCGGCUGCAACGGACAAUGACGACGACGACGUAAUCGCUCUGGACUGAAGCGCCGUUCAGCUCCGGCUGAAGUGGGAUGAAUUGUUGCCGUUUGGCUUCCAGCAGACAGCCGGUCAUAAAUAAACCGCCAGUUCGAUGAAGAACACUUUCAUCUUUAGUGCCCCCCUUCCUCCUCCUCCUCCUCCUCUUUGUGCUUUCAUACCGCUGUAAAUAGGUUCUGUAUUUUAACAAACUUUUGAAAAUGCAGUCAAGUUUGCAUAUUUUUAAUCAGUUAAAGUCCUGAACUGCUUCUAUUGGUUGUUUUUGAAAAAGUGAUUUUUUUUUUUGUUUUUUUUUAUGAAUGUACUGUAUUUCUCAUGCAACACGAGUCAGGAUGUCAGUGGAGGGUUUUGUAAAGUAACAGAAAAAAAAACUGAAAUAAAAAGUAAGAGGUGAACAGACAGGCAGGCGAAGGUGUCUGUAGUCCUGCUCCUCCUGCCUGGAAGUCCUGUUGAUGUCUUACGGGUUCGGCGACGCACACACUGAGAGGUUCUGGCCAGUCUGUGCCACAAGGGUGUUAGUUUGCUACCUCUUCUCCACAGUUGAAAGGAUUUUUCCUCCAAAUAUGUACCCUGUACCUUCUUUAACUUGGCCACACUAAGGCGCUGGCUCUUGGAGAACCCAGAAGUUAGACGGCCACAGAGAGGAGCUACGUGUCUCGCAGGGAAACGGCUCCGUCUGAACCGAACCCUUCAGAAGAACCGGGCUCAGCUGCUGUGUGUCGGUGGGACUUACAGAGAGCGUAACGGUCAAUUUGACAGAGCCGGACUUUAGUACCAGCAGCACGGUCAUUCGGUUCCUGCGUUUCCAUUGUUUCAUAUUUGUUUUUAUGUUUGAGAGCUUUUUGGACCAAUUUGAUGAAGACAAUAAAUACAACAGUUUCUCACC
Messenger RNA from Fundulus heteroclitus (mummichog), 2951 nucleotides. RefSeq names its product ubiquitin-like modifier activating enzyme 2 (gene uba2). NCBI's taxonomy places the organism in Eukaryota, Metazoa, Chordata, Actinopteri, Cyprinodontiformes, Fundulidae. The coding region runs from base 123 to 2072 and encodes 649 amino acids. Gene Ontology annotation, biological process: protein sumoylation. The transcript has 17 exons. The record is from RefSeq and is a predicted model, not a curated record. Gene Ontology annotation, molecular function: SUMO activating enzyme activity. Gene Ontology annotation, cellular component: SUMO activating enzyme complex; cytoplasm.